AUGGGCCGACAGAGGGGGCAACAAGUCGGAGUCCCGUCGCUUCAAGUCGUUGAAUCAGACAUCGACAAUGAACCAGUGACGUCGGUCCAACCUCCCCGUCGUCGUUCCAACCGACCUGGCGCUGGUGCUGGAGGAAGGAAUUCUCAGCUAGAGAAGAUAGGAAAUGCUCUUCAGACUCCGGCCAGAGCACCUGGAAAAUCGAAGGUUCAGAACGUCGUUGUCCCGUUUGAUGAACCUGAAAAUGCGAUGGCUCCGGUGGCAAAGAAGAAGAGGGGAGGAAAAGCUCCUCGGCAGCUUGAGACUCGGAGAAACUUAAGUGCAAUACAGGAGGCAUCCGAGUCAGACCCUAGUGCUGCAGGUCCCACACCUGCUCUACACGUCGCGGAUACGGGAAGGUUUGGUUUGCAGGGUCAUCCAGUUCCCUCAACAUAUGUUGGUUCCAAACCACUCCAGUCCCACCAAACGGAUCCUCAACCUGAUUUAACGAUAUCUCCUGCCCGGCCCUAUGUCCAUGAUCAUGGUACCUCUCAAGGUGCUUCUCGCAGCGUCUCUCGUGGUAUUUCUCGUGGUGCUUCUCAUCGUGGUGCUUCUCGGCGUGGUGCUUCUCGCGGUGCUUCUCGAAGCGUCUCUCACGGCGCCUCUUAUGGCGCUCCUCAUGACCAUCAGGCUGAUGAAAGUAGAAUUCCAGCUGUCCAGCAUCCUGCUGGUGCUCGUAUUGUUCCUCGUAGUGUUUCUCAUUCUGUCGUCAACCAACGCUCGGGCUCAUCUAUUCCUAUUCUCAACACUGCUGUUCAGCGGGAGCCAUCAGCGACCAUGACACCCCACCAUACCGUUGCUCGCACUCCUCCUGCUUUCGGUUCCUCCGUCAGUCAAAAUAUGUCCGUCGUUGAAACUGAAGAAGGUCAUGAAGAGGCGGAUGUUGAAGAGGAUGAAGAUGACGUUGAAGAGGACAUUGAAGAGGACAUUGAGGAGGGUGGAGAUUUUGCAGAAGAUGAUGGCGUUGAUAACGAGCUUGAGGGUGGAGAUUUUGCGCAAGACGAUGAUGCCGAUGAGAUUAUGGAGCACGAGGAGGAUUUUUACGGGAGUGACACCGUCAUGCACCCCCCACAUCACGGUGAUCAAACCUAUCGUGGCAGCAAGCAAGCAAGACACCCUACACAAGCACCUGAUCAUAGCGUGUAUUCACAGGAUGAGGAUGAGGAUGGCGCGGGAGUGGCUGGCACGGACCGUCAUGAUCAGAAUAACCGCACCACUAGCAGGACGGCGCCAAAGCGAUCGGGUCUACAGAGUACUAACAAACAAGUUCCGAGUCUUUUGAACGCUCCCAUAGUCCCAAAUAUCGAUUAUGAUAUCCUCCAGGCUCACCACACGAAAAAUCGUCGACCACGUUCUCCGUCCCCUACGUAUUUGAGCAGUGCACGGAACCACCACCUGAAGACCAAGCGUGCUCGCACAAGAAACUCCCAGUCAAGCGAUGACCGUGACUCUGACCAGCAGGACAACUUGGAGGAUCUCAAUGAGGUCGAUAUCGAUAGUGGGAGGCGCCACCGCACCAAGAAAGCGAAGGGUGCUGCUACCAAUCGUGAUGCAACUAAUGUUGGGUUCUACCCAUCACUCUGGCAAAAACUCCUUGACCGCGCGAAGGCUAAUUUCAGGCUCUAUAUCGCUACUUCAGUCCCAUUCCCCGACAAAGAAGAAUCCAUUGGUGGUACCGGAGUCUGUGGUGAAGUGAUCGCGGAAGCGAUCGUACAGUGGCAAGAACAGAAAUGCAAACUCGAGAAAGGCUACUACCCUGAGUUCAAAACGGGGAUGGCUACCGUGGUCUUUAACGAUGCCGCAACAUUCCGCAGCAAGAUCAAACAGAUUGUACUUACUGUCGUUCCGAUGGUAUAUGAACUCGCCCUCGGCAUCAACGGGAAUACAACUGAUAGCGUCAAACUCAAGGCAACCGCUUUGCUGAAGAAAGCAAUAUAUUUGCGUGGCGAGCCUGAUUCUGAGGGUCGUGCAUCUAACUUUGCAAACGACGCAGUUCGCAUCGUUUGCCAUAAGUCGUUUUAUGACAAUGGAUCCAAAUCGCUAAAGCAUUUCGCCGAGUUUCAGAAGACCAUCCCACCCGCAGCGCUCUUCCUCGUUGGGACUAUUAUUCGCAACGUCAUCUUCAUCUACAGUAAAUAUGGCCAGGUAAGUCGCACCAAGCAGACGCCUAUCGAGGAUUCAGAGACUUCAUACGAUCGCAUUUCUACGCUGUUCAACCGCACGAACAAAGACGCGUAUCACGGGCCGAAACUUCGUCAAAUGCUCAAAGCUUGGGCAUUGGAAGGCAUGAAUGUACAUGGCGCCGGCCUUGGUGAUGACGAAGGUGAUGACAGCUCAGAGUGGGAUGUUGAUCUCGCGUAG
This is a messenger RNA of Suillus plorans, 2397 nucleotides long. RefSeq lists its product as uncharacterized. NCBI's taxonomy places the organism in Eukaryota, Fungi, Basidiomycota, Agaricomycetes, Boletales, Suillaceae. Bases 1 to 2397 code for a protein of 798 amino acids. The record is from RefSeq and is a predicted model, not a curated record. The transcript is spliced from 8 exons.